Messenger RNA from Pogona vitticeps (central bearded dragon), 3025 nucleotides. It is a transcript of the gene ARAF, whose product is annotated as A-Raf proto-oncogene, serine/threonine kinase. Gene Ontology annotation, biological process: protein phosphorylation; MAPK cascade. NCBI's taxonomy places the organism in Eukaryota, Metazoa, Chordata, Lepidosauria, Squamata, Agamidae. The record is from RefSeq and is a predicted model, not a curated record. Gene Ontology annotation, cellular component: mitochondrion; cytosol. Gene Ontology annotation, molecular function: MAP kinase kinase kinase activity; ATP binding.
CUUUUGGUCCUAUUUCACCAUUAAACACCAGAUGAUAAAGGAGGAGGUUCAACACACUAUCUCACAGGCUAUUUUUUUUUGGCUUCAAAUGACCUCUUUCAAAAGUGACUUUGUCCUGUUAUAUAUGUGGAAAUUGAAUGAGGUGCAACCAGAAUUCCUCAGGUUCUCUUACGAAUGGCUCCUCUUCACCCUCCCCAGACCCCAGCCCUUCAGAUGCGGGUGGAAGAGGGGCCAUCCCACCUUUCUCAGAUAGACUGACAACAAUGAUAGCGCAACGCAGGAGAAAGCUAGGGGAGAGGCCUUUGGCCGAAACCCGGGGAAGCACCAUCAAGGUGGAUCUUCCCAAUCAGCAGCGGACAGUGGUGACCAUCCGGCCAGGUACGACUGUCUACAACUCCCUGGACAAAGCCCUGAAGGUGCGGGGGCUCAACCAGGACUGCUGUGUUGUCUACAGGAAAGGGGGAGAUGGACGGAAGACCAUCACAGAUUGGGAGACAGACCUGGUCAACCUGGAGGGGGCUGAACUAUCUGUGGAAGUCCUGGAAAAUGUACCGCUUACGAUGCACAAUUUUGUCCGGAAGACCUACUUCCGCAUGGUCUUUUGCGAUUUCUGCCUUAAAUUCCUCUUUCACGGCUUCCGUUGCCAGACGUGUGGCUACAAGUUCCAUGAGCACUGCAGCAGCAGAGUGCCGACGGUCUGCGUCGACCUGGCGACGACUCAUAAGCUCCACGAGCCAUGGCAGUUUCUCCCACCGUGGCAAGACAACGUAGCUACGGCGCCAGCGCAAGAGAGCCCUGAACCCAGGACCCCUCAAGCGAUCAGUUCUCCUGAAACCUCCUCCCUCAGCAAAGAUGCCUUCAGCUACCCCAACCUUUGUGGCGAUGGGCAGCGCCUGCAGCGCCACCGCUCCACUUCCACCCCGAAUGUCCACAUUAUCAGCACUACCAGCCCAGUGGACAGCGAACUCCUGGAGAUCUUAAGCAGGAGCCAAACUGCAGAUGCCUUGGGUGGCCCUGAGCUCCCUCCUCGCACACCACCAGCUGCCCCCAUUUCCAGUGUGGCUGCUGUCUCUCCUGGCCGCCGCUCCCCACACCCCAAGUCCCCUGGCGAGUCUCCGAGGGAGCGCAAGCCCCCGUCAGAAGACAAGAAGAAACCUAAGUCUUUGGGCUACCGGGACUCCAGCUAUUACUGGGAGGUGUCCCCCAAUGAAGUGACUGUUCUGAAGCGCAUUGGGACCGGAUCAUUCGGUACCGUUUUCAAGGGCCGCUGGCAUGGGGAUGUGGCAGUCAAGAUCCUGAAGGUCACCAAUCCCACCAGUGAGCAGGUACAGGCCUUCAAGAACGAGAUGCAGGUUCUCAGGAAGACGCGCCAUGUGAACAUCUUGCUCUUUAUGGGAUUCAUGACUCGCCCUAGCUUUGCUAUCAUCACCCAGUGGUGUGACGGGAGCAGCCUCUACCAACAUCUACAUGUACAGGAGACCCCCCUAGAGAUGGUGCAGCGGAUUGAUGUGGCCAGGCAGACGGCCCAGGGCAUGGACUACCUGCAUGCAAAGAACAUAAUCCACCGUGAUCUCAAAUCCAACAACAUUUUCCUGCAUGAAGGAUUGACGGUGAAGAUUGGUGACUUUGGCCUGGCCACGGUAAAGACACGUUGGAGUGGGUCACAGCAGGUGGAACAGCCCAGUGGCUCCAUACUCUGGAUGUCCCCUGAAGUGAUUCGCAUGCAAGACCCCAAUCCCUACAGCUUCCAGUCAGACGUCUACUCCUAUGGAGUUGUUCUCUACGAGCUGCUGUCUGGGAGCCUUCCCUACAGUCACAUCAAUAACCGGGACCAGAUUAUCUUUAUGGUUGGUCGGGGCUACCUGUCCCCUGACCUUAGCAAGGUGCCCAGCAAUUGCCCCAAAGCCAUGCGCAGGCUGAUGGGUGACUGCCUGAAAUUCAAGCGUGAAGAGAGACCCCUUUUCCCUCAGAUCUUAGCCUCUAUUGAGUCGCUCCAGCACUCUUUGCCCAAGAUCGAGCGCAGUGCCUCUGAGCCUGCCCUCCACCGUGUGGCCUAUGACGAAGACAUCAGCUUCUUUGGCCUGCCAGCUGCUCUGCGGCUCCGCAGCUAGCGCGUCGCUCCAGGAACUGCUACCAAAGGUGGCCUCAGCCCAUUCCCCCACUUGGGGUUAUCUGCCAUGACACUCUGCCCUCCCUGCAAGGAGGGGAGACAAAGGAGAGCCCAUCAUCAGCCUCUGCGGGCCAGCCACGGACCCCGACACCCUUCUGCCUUCCCCUCUCUUGUGCUCAGAGGGAGAGUGGCAGGGAUGGGGAGAGAGAUUAGCUCUUGCACCCAAACCUGGAGUAUCAGUAGUGAGGGAGAGAGUGUUGAAGCCAAAGACACGUAGCAAAGUCUCUGUUCCAGACUGACACUGUCUUUGUCUUCCUAGGUAUAUAUAUUUUUUAAAAAACAGGGGUCAUCCAAUUUCAGGAUUUCUUUCUUGGAAAAGGAUUCGGAAAGUUCAUGAGCAGAGAGAGAGGGGGGAUGUAAGGAUUACAAUUUAAAAACAUGACAAUGAAGAUGGAAGAGCCUGUCUGUGGAAUUGCUAUGCAUUGCUAAGCUAGGAAACUAGGUUGUGGGGGGGUCUGUGUUGCUGUCCAGGUGGCCUUCAGCUCCCAUUAGCUGUGGCUAGCGUAGCCCAUGGUGAGAGGUGCUGGACAUGGAUAACCACCUCUGGAGGACCACGUGAUGCUUUCCCCUGCCAUAGAAGCAAAGCAAAGAAGAUGCAAAAGUUGGGGUAAGAGAAGGCUGAAUCCUAUGUUGCUAAUGUACCCCUCUCUUCCUACUAAAUCUUAACCCUCAUAUCUCAACAUCGCAGAGAUCUUGCUGACCAGCCAUUGUUCUGGUGGCUUCUGGAAAAUCACAGUUCAUAUGACAUGAAAUGGGUGUUAUUUCUAGAACUCAUGGAUCCUGCUCUUUUGGCCCAGAACUUUGAGGAAGGGAAUGGUGUUACUUCUUCCAGCAAUAAAAUGGAUACAUCCUUGA